GAUGGAGGAAUCUUGGGGAGACAGGAGGGGCAAGGCCUUGGACCCUCUCGGCGGGCGGGGCCCUUGGUCAGGGGUAUAGCUGGGGAGUGGGGAGGCUGCCCAUAGACAAGGCUGGGCUGAGACUGGCCAAGGGGACAGCGAUGAUCUGUCUUUGCAAACGUCCAUGCAGCUGCCUGGGGAAAGACUUGUGGGUGGGGUCUAUUGCAAGUAGUACUUGUCCCCUUCUCCUGGGUGAGUGGCGUUCCACCCCAGCCUGAGGGUAGGGGGAGACAGAGGGGGUGCCUCUGGGACCCCACUCUGCCGAUAGGUCCACUGAGCUUGUGGUUAGCAGAGAGAUCUGGAAGUGUGGAGAAGAUCUGCAUGGAGGACCAGGGGAAGGGCCAGCAAGCUUCCCUGUUGGGGGUGGGGGAAUGCAGGGGAGUGGCCAGCUCCUUCCCUCCCAGCAGGCCCCAGCGCUCUACAGAGCAGGAGCCUAGGGUUUUGGGGAGGCGUGAGGGUGGUGGCCGCAGACAGUGCCCCAGAAGCAGUGGUCCUUUGGGUAUUGAUGGUGCUGUGAUGGUGGCCAGGAGGGUGGUGGUCUUGUGUGUGUGUGUGUUUGUGUGUUUUGAGGGGAACUUAGCUGGUGAGCAACUACUAUGUUGAAAAGAGAUUUUGACAGUGAGGAAACUUAAGGCCUAGUCUUGGUUCACCUUGCUGUGUGGCCCUGGGCAAGUAAGUGGGCCUCACUGAGCCUCAGUUUCCCCAUCUAUAAAAUGGGGUUCAAUAAGCCUGCCCCUUCCUCAGGGCUGUUGUGAGGACAGUGGGAAACAAUUUAAGAGGAACACAGUGCCCUGGGAAAGAGGAUCCUUAGGAGAACCAGUGUGAACGGGAUGGAACUGAACUUGGGGGUGUUUGUUGAGCUUUGAGUGUUCCUCAGCCUUGGGCCAGGCUUUGCUGGGGCGAUGCCAGAUGCCAAGAGGAAUCAAGCUGAGACCCGCCCUUUGGGAGCUCACAGUGUGGUUCAGUGACUUGCAAACCUUUUACAGGCAUGCCUCAUUUUGAUAAACAAAGAGCUGCUGCCUUAAUGUUUAACUGAGGUUACUUUCAAGUUUACGGGGCUUUUGUUUCUUUUUUGAAGCUUUGCAAAAAUAUCUUUAAACCACUGUUGACCCGCCCUUCCCUCCAGAUUGGGGAUGCACCUCCCUACCCCCCUUCUUGAGAAUCUGGUUGGAGAGAUAAGACGCAUCCAGGUUCAGUAUAACUUACAAUACUAGGAGUCCCUGAAUAUUACUCAUCAGCAUUUAUUCAAUGCCUUGUAUGGCAGGCACAGUGUUUGAUGCGGGGCACAAAAGGAAGCAGCUCUUGGGCUUCCCUGGUGGCGCAGUGGUUGAGAGACCGCCUGCCGAUGCAGGGCACACGGGUUCGUGCCCCGGUCCGGGAAGAUCCCACAUGCCGCGGAGCGGCUGGGCCCGUGAGCCAUGGCCGCUGAGCCUGCGCAUCCGGAGCCUGCGCGUCCAGAGCCUGUGCCACGACAGUGAGAGGGGCCGGUGAUUGCAGCCGGAAGCGCCCAUGACCGAACUGGCGUCCUCCGGGGACAGGUCCCCUGUGGGGGACGGGGAGGAAGGCCUGGGGGACGAUCGAGGCCUGGUCAUCCACCACCCUGCGGAGGAGCAGCCGCACCGCUGCCCACUGUGCGGCCAGACCUUCUCGCAGCAGCCCAGCCUGGUGCGGCACCAGAAGGCGCAUGCCGGAGUGGGCCGCGUGGCCGCCUUCGUGUGCCCCGAGUGCGGCAAGGCCUUCAGCGUCAAGCACAACCUCGAGGUGCAUCAGCGCACCCACACGGGCGAGCGGCCCUUCCCCUGCCCCGAGUGCGGGCGCUGCUUCAGCCUCAAGCAGAACCUGCUCACGCACCAGCGUAUCCACAGCGGCGAGAAGCCGCACCAGUGCACGCAGUGCGGCCGCUGCUUCCGCGAGCCGCGCUUCCUGCUCAACCACCAGCGCACCCACGCGCGCAUGCCCGCGCCGCACCCGCGCCGCCCCGGCGUCUUCGGGGAGCGGAGGCCCUACUUCUGCGCCCGCUGCGGCAAGAGCUUCGCACGCGAAGGCUCGCUCAAGACCCACCAGCGCAGCCACGGCCACGGGCCCGAGGGCCAGGCGGCCCAUUUAGGCCGCGUGCUCUGAUGCGCGCUGGACCUGCUGCCUCCGGCUGUUUUCUGCCCCAGAGCCGCAUCCGUGACCUCUGGAGAUGGCGCUGGGCUUCGGCCCCCUCUCUGGCUGGGAUCCCGGGAGACUGGGAGGGCUGGCUUGGGGUCUCAAAGGAGUGGGCCGCCUCCUUCCGCUCCUUCCCCAGGACCCUCUGGCUGGCUGCACACGGCUGCUUUGGACCCCUGCGUUGGUUUUCCUCCGCAGGCCCACCCGGCUUAGAGCAGAUGAGGACUUUACAGGACCUCUGGGCUGUGUGCAAGGCACGUCUGACACAGUGACUAGGAAUGGGGCCCUGGGCCUGUGCCCCGGCAUGAGGACACGUCCCCUAAGAAGACCUACCUCGGGAGCUGACAGCAGAGGGACACACGGAGCCUGGAAUUGGAGGCAGGUUCUGCGCCCUGGUGGAGAAACUCCCUGGACCUGCUGGGAGUCACAGCCGCAGAAGAGCUCGUGCUGACUGCCUGGCUGUGAGCCUCCGCUCUCCCGUGGCAGCAGGGACGGUGCCUGUGUGGGACGCCUGCUUCUCUGCUCCCGCCUGGCCCACCAGAGACGGGAGGUGAACUGCCUAGGAGAACACAGCAAGUUGGUAGCAGACUCGGCUCCAGAGACAAGACCUUCCCCCGGGUGUGCACAUACCUGCAGGCUUCACUCUCCUUUCAGAGCAACGUUCUUAACACUUUUGGGGUCGUGAAGCCCUCUGACAAGAUGGCAAAGGUUAUGAACCUUCUCCCCAGGAAGACACAGAUAGUCACGUAGAUGCAAGAAUCUACGAGCAAUCCCAGGAGCUCCUGGACUCCAGGCCGAGAUCCUCGGCCCCGGGACUAACCCGCCACUCCUUCCUUACCUGACACAGAGCCCCAGGUCAGGGCCUCCAUUCGAGUAGCAUUUCAUCCCCUGCCCUCCCCAACCCCUGCCCUUC
Globicephala melas (long-finned pilot whale) is the source of this 3103-nucleotide messenger RNA. RefSeq names its product zinc finger protein 22. Gene Ontology annotation, biological process: regulation of transcription by RNA polymerase II. Lineage: Eukaryota; Metazoa; Chordata; Mammalia; Artiodactyla; Delphinidae. The record is from RefSeq and is a predicted model, not a curated record. Gene Ontology annotation, molecular function: DNA-binding transcription factor activity, RNA polymerase II-specific; RNA polymerase II cis-regulatory region sequence-specific DNA binding.